AAAACAAAUUAGCUUUGGAGAAGUAGCAUAGCAUGGACAGGCAGCUACAAGAAGAAAAAAUAAGGAGGAGAAGGCAAAGUAAGAUUAGAUUUAUUGAAAUCUACGCUUCUUCUAUCACCCAGUCUCUCCUUGUUUCUUUUCUAUCCAUACCAAUCCCUCUUCCACGAUCUUGUUGCUUCUUAGCUACUGCUUCACCUGUAAAACGCGACCAAAACAAACACAAAUCAAUCUCAUCUCUCUCUUCUCCUCUGCGUUUUAUAUUUAUAUAUAUUUAGGGAGGAGUAGGGAGGCGAUCACGAGUUUUCUUCGUUUCAGUUCUGAGAAGAACUCGUGAUUUCUUCUACGCUUUCUGUUUCGCCCGAUCUAUCUCUCUCUCCGCCUAUCUUACUUUUCAUGUUUGGCGUUCCUUUGACCUCCUUGUAAGCAGACACUCUCUCCCUUGAUACAUUUAGAUUCGUAUUUCUAGUCAUUAAUUUGAUCUGGAGUUGUAAACACAAUGGGAAUCCUUGCACUCAGUGCUGGUAGUAGAAAACCAAAUGAGACCAUGAGGAUACUCUUAACUACAUUUUUUGGAGUAGUUUUUGGCUUUUUGAUAGGAGUAUCUUUUCCGACCUUGUCAUUGACUAAGUCAAAUAAGUCAUCGGGCUUCUUUCCUGUCAUUGAUUUGGCAUACAGCGAGAACAAACCAGGAUCUAAAACCGUUUUGAGCCCUUGGUCUUCUAUGAAGGGCAACAAUAGUAGCUCAAUGCAAGCACCAAAUUCAAAAGAUAAAUCCAAGAUUUGGGUCCCUUCAAAUCCCCGUGGUGCAGAAAGACUACCACCAGGAUUUGUUGUUGCUGAGUCAGACUACUAUUUACGAAGAUUGUGGGGUGAUCCCAAAGAGGAUUUGACCAGGGCACCAAGAUAUCUUGUAACCUUCACUGUUGGCUACGAUCAGAGAAAGAAUAUUGAUGCAUGUGUUAAAAAGUUUUCAGAGAACUUUACUAUCCUUCUAUUCCAUUAUGACGGGCGAGUUUCUGAAUGGGAUGAAUUUGAGUGGUCGAAGAGUGCCAUUCAUGUGAGUGCCCGGAAACAGACUAAAUGGUGGUAUGCUAAGAGGUUUUUACAUCCUGAUAUUGUGGCACCGUAUGACUACAUAUUUAUCUGGGAUGAAGACCUGGGAGUAGAGCAUUUCAAUGCAGAAGAAUAUAUAAAACUAGUGAAGAAGCAUGGCUUGGAGAUUUCACAGCCUGGCCUGGAACCUAACAAAGGGUUAACAUGGCAGAUGACAAAGAGAAGAGGUGAUAGUGAAGUUCACAAGAUAACAGAUGAGAAACCAGGCUGGUGCACUGACCCACAUCUACCACCUUGUGCAGCGUUUGUUGAAAUCAUGGCUCCAGUGUUUUCACGAGAUGCUUGGCGCUGUGUGUGGCAUAUGAUUCAGAAUGACUUGGUCCAUGGUUGGGGUCUUGAUUUUGCUCUUAGAAAAUGUAUAGAGCCUGCCCAUGAGAAGAUAGGAGUUGUAGAUUCUCAGUGGAUUGUUCAUCAAACUAUUCCCUCUCUUGGGAACCAGGGCGAGUCACAAAAUGGGAAGAAACCGUGGCAAGGGGUAAAGGAGAGGUGCAGGAAGGAGUGGACUAUGUUUCAGAACCGGCUGGCCAGCGCAGAAAGGACAUAUUUUAGGACAGCGGGGCUUGAUCCUCCCAAUUCUAAUGGUCACUAGAAGCUCAUAACGACUACACUGAUUAGGUUUGAUAUAAAUCUGUACAAUUUAUCAUUGUAUGACAGUUAUUUAUUAGCGAAUCACAGUUAUUUAAAUCUGUAGAAUUUAAAUACAUUUUAAAACACUUGUAUUGUGCAGGGGAUUCCUUUUCCCCCCCUAAAUUUUCUUCUCCGUCUAGGUCUAGGGCCUUUUUGGUGUCAAUCAAUGUGUAGGACCUUUGCUUUGAAUAAAUUAGACAUCUAGUCCUGCACCAAGAUAAA
Molecule: messenger RNA, 1962 nt
Organism: Populus trichocarpa (black cottonwood)
Lineage: Eukaryota; Viridiplantae; Streptophyta; Magnoliopsida; Malpighiales; Salicaceae
Exons: 15
Coding region: 497-1702 (401 amino acids)
Source: RefSeq, a predicted model, not a curated record